AUGGCGGUACUAUCCGUGAUUUCCAUUCCAGCGCUGCUGGUGUCGCUGGCUGUAGCUUUUGUCCUUUUACGCCUCAUCGAGUACAUAAGAUUCCGAAGCGCGGCGGCCCGCCUCGGCUGCAAGCCGGCCGUUUGGGGUUUUGGCGGCGACUGGGCCGGCCUGAGCCUGAUGAGGAAGGGCCUCAAGGCGCAGCGCGAGAAGAACGUGCCCAUUUGGAUAAGGCAGGAAUUUGCGCGGCUGUCGGUGCGAGAGGGCCGCCAGGUCGGCACCUUUCAAAUGAGCGCACCGCUGUUCCGCAACGUGCUCUUCACAUGCGAACCCGAAAACAUCAAGACAAUUCUCGCGACGAGUUUCAAAGACUUUAGCCUCGGCGAGAACCGCAUCGGAAAUUUCAAGCCACUACUCGGCGACGGCAUUUUUGCGUCCGAUGGCAAGAAGUGGGAGCACUCGCGCGCCAUGCUGCGCCCCCAGUUUGUCCGCAGCCAAGUCAGCGACAUUUCCCUCGAGGAGACGCACGUGCAAAACCUGAUGACGGUGCUCGACGCCAAUCUCGACAAGGGCACGGGGUGGUCGGCGGCCGUAGACCUACAGCCGCUCUUCUUCCGACUCACGCUCGACUCGGCGACCGAGUUCCUGUUUGGUGAGAGCGUCAACAGCCAGCUGCGGCGCGAGGGCGACGCCACGACAAACGCGGCGGCCUUUGCGACGUCCUUUGACGCCUCACAGAACCAGCUGGCGAUUGCCGGCCGCUACGGCAACAACUACUGGAUCGGCCACACCAAGGAGUUUCACAAUGACGUGCGAAUCUGCCACGAAUUUAUCGACUAUUUUGUGCAAAAGGCGAUUAAUGGACAGAGGAAUACGAGUGAAAAGGCCGAGGACAAUGAGCGCUACGUCUUCCUCGAGGCUAUUGCCAAGGAGACCUCGGACCCAGUGGAGCUACGCUCACAGCUCAUCAACAUCCUGCUUGCCGGCCGCGACACAACCGCCUCGACGCUUGGCUGGUUCUUUUACACCAUGGGCCAAGCCAAGAAUCGGCACAUCUACAAGCGCCUGCGCGAGGUGAUUGUCGACGAGUUUGGCACGUACCGCAACCCUAAACCCAUUACCUUUGAGGGCCUCAAAAACCUGUCGUACCUGCAGUGGUGCGUCAACGAGACGCUCCGCCUAUACCCAAUUGUGCCCAUGAACGGCCGCUCCGCCGUCAAGGAUACCGUUCUUCCUCUUGGUGGCGGUGCUGAUGGACGUUCGCCGAUCCUGGUCAAGAAGGGGCAGGAUAUUGGAUAUUCAGUCCACGUCAUGCACCAUCGCACCGACCUUUGGGGCGCCGACGCCGACGAGUUCCGCCCAGAGCGGUGGGAGAAGCGCAGGCCCGGCUGGGACUACCUCCCGUUCAACGGCGGCCCGCGCAUCUGCAUCGGCCAGCAGUUUGCGCUGACGGAAAUCACGUACGUGGUGGUGCGCAUGCUCCAGCGCUUCGACGAUCUCGACGGCUCGACGCUGCCGGCUGAGUCGCACGGUCUGGGCCUGACCAACUGCCCCGGCGAAGGCGUUCCGCUGAAACUGCAUUUUGCCGAGUAA
Akanthomyces muscarius is the source of this 1581-nucleotide messenger RNA. RefSeq lists its product as uncharacterized. Bases 1 to 1581 code for a protein of 526 amino acids. Gene Ontology annotation, molecular function: iron ion binding; heme binding; oxidoreductase activity, acting on paired donors, with incorporation or reduction of molecular oxygen, reduced flavin or flavoprotein as one donor, and incorporation of one atom of oxygen. The record is from RefSeq and is a predicted model, not a curated record. The transcript has 3 exons. NCBI's taxonomy places the organism in Eukaryota, Fungi, Ascomycota, Sordariomycetes, Hypocreales, Cordycipitaceae.